Molecule: messenger RNA, 416 nt
Organism: Arabidopsis arenosa
Lineage: Eukaryota; Viridiplantae; Streptophyta; Magnoliopsida; Brassicales; Brassicaceae
Source: the annotation of a GenBank genome assembly
UUCCAAACAACAAAACCAAAACAUAUAUCUUGUGUUAAGAAAAUGCUUUCAAAGAUGAAGCUGGUGGUUCUCAUGUCGUUCUUGCUCCUUCUUCCCUUGUGUUCUUCAAGGUUUGGAGAGAGCCAUGGAGAUGGAGCUCCUCACACCGACCAAUAUUCAGUAAAUAUGGUUGAAGAGAGUAUUCCGAAAAUGAUGGAUAGUCCGGAAACAGGCCCAAACCCAAGCCACGAUCAGAGAGUAAACGGUUGGGGUCGUCCUACACGGCCACCGUCACCGGAUGUAAACGGUUGGGGUCGUCCUACGCGGCCACCGCCACCGGAUAUGAACUAAGAACUACGAUGAUGAAGCAAAGAUCUGAGAAUAUGAUGGCUAUAUGAUAUGUGUAACUGUCAAACUAAUAAAAUUAAGCAAUAAAA